Molecule: messenger RNA, 1139 nt
Organism: Lolium perenne
Lineage: Eukaryota; Viridiplantae; Streptophyta; Magnoliopsida; Poales; Poaceae
Source: RefSeq, a predicted model, not a curated record
AUGGAGGUCCUUCCGGUCUUGAGCUGGUCAUUCGUUCCUUCCCUGGUGCCUUGGAUCGGAGCCCCAAAUCACAAGAGAAGUUGCGAGGUCAUGCUCGCCGUCAUGCUGGCGCGCCUCCAUGACAAUGGUGGAGGAUUGCUCAGCCAUGGUCGAGACCAACGCUCCACCAAUCCCUCGCACGCCUCCUCCUCUCCCAAAUCCCCAAUCCCGUCGCCCGGUUCCUCCUCCCCAAUCCCAGGCCUCGCACGGCGCCCCAUUCCCCGACGCUCCUCUCCAUCGGCGGCAUCCGCUGCUUCGCGCCGCCACCCCGUCGUCAUUGCUAGGGCCGCCUCCCCUUCCCGCCCCUUCCUUCCUCAGCCGCACGUCGUCGUCCCCACCCCGACGCUCGCCGUCAUAGCCUUCUUCGUCGAGUCAGUACGGUGGCGCGGCGGCGGCAGCAGCGUGUGCGGCGUCCUCCUCUUCGACCCCAAGCACAUCAGCAGUGGAGGGCUAGGAGGAGGCGGACGGCUACAGAUCUUGUUGGGUUUGGCCUCCUCAUCUACCUCGAGCUCGACCCUGAGCAUGGUGCUGGCCAGGCUCGCGAUUUGGUGGUGGUGUUGUUUGCUGGGAGGGUGGCGGCGGCCUCCACUACCUCGGCCCCCAGCGCGAGGACGGCGACCAGCAGCGGCGGCGCUCACCCGCGGGUUUGCCGGCCGGCCGGCGGCCAUCUCUAUCUCCAUUCUUCCUCUCACAGAUUGGUCAGAGAUUUGUUUGUAUGCAGGUUUGCCGGCCAGCCAUGAUGCAGUUGAAGCCCAUCCCAUUAGUUGGAACCACCACUUCUCCUUUCCCAUUUUUCCUCAAAUCCGGCAGCCAAGGAUCAAUCAGAUCUACAGAAAAAACGUGAAAUGUGAUCUACUAUGUGCUUUGCAAGACCGGCUUUUAGUUAAGCACUGAUGCUUAUUUAUUACGGCAUGGAAGAAUGGUUCUGGAAAAGGGAGGUGAAUUUCUUCUGGUUCACCAUUUUGUAGUUCUUGUUGUCUGAAUUUUGUGUGAAACCUUCAAUGCAAUAUCUUGACAUUAGGUUUCUUUCCCCUCUCAGACCCUUGCUAGAAACAUCUUAUUAUGUUUAUCUUGAUCAAGUUGAUCCAAGUUGUUUGAUU